Messenger RNA from Phanerochaete carnosa HHB-10118-sp, 1510 nucleotides. RefSeq lists its product as uncharacterized. NCBI's taxonomy places the organism in Eukaryota, Fungi, Basidiomycota, Agaricomycetes, Polyporales, Phanerochaetaceae. Bases 240 to 1286 code for a protein of 348 amino acids. The record is from RefSeq and is a predicted model, not a curated record. Gene Ontology annotation, molecular function: dioxygenase activity. The transcript is spliced from 7 exons.
CGAGUGUGUCUGUCGUAGUGCAGGGCAGAGAUCUCCGUCACCACCUCAACAAACCCGCCACAAAUGCAGACGUAGUCAGGCACUCUAGGGUCAAGUGUGAAUCAACGUAAGGAAAUGUCCGUGGCGUCCCCUGACAAGCGAGCUUGCCUGAUCGCGUCGAGUCUAACCGCGCGCUAGCCCUGGCAUGUUAAAGGACUUGUGUCCACCUUGUGUGGGACAGCCCUACGAACCCCUCCAACAUGCCGGGUCUCACGAUACCAGUGCCAUUCCCUGGGGAUGUUCCUACCCACCCCCUCUUAGUGAUUGACUUUACACUCGUUCAGGCAGGUUACCCCGAGGAACUUGACAGAUUAUGGAAAGCCGCGACCGAACUUGGUUUUUGGUAUCUGAAGAACCAUAGCCUUGACGAUGAGGUAGCCAAAAUGUUCCACGUAUGCGCUGAAGCAUUGGACCUGCCAUUGGAAGAGAAGAUGAAGUUCGAGCAAGGCGACAGUGGAGAUUCAUUCGGAUACAAAGCUCGAGGCACGAUUGCGACUGAUAAAACUGGCACACGCGACAACGUCGAGUUUUUAAACAUUUCGCAAGAUGACGCCCUUUCCUGGCCCCGCGUUACCCAUCGCACCUACCCAUCUAUUGUGAACGAGCACAUGGAGGACACCUUUGUGCCCUUCGUCAGAAAGUCGGUCGACGUCAACAACACUUUCCUAUCUUUCUUCGAGCAGCGGCUCGGUCUUCCCCAAGGUGAAUUCAGUCGACUGCACGACCCUCGCCGAGUCAACGGUGGCGAAGCGCGAUGCAUCAGGACGCCGCCAAAGCAGGAAACCACAGGCGUGGGAGCACACACUGACUUCGGGUCGCUCGCAAUCGUGCACAACCGCCUCGGAGGGUUGCAGGUUAUGCCCCCUGGGACAGAUCAGUGGCUUUACAUCAAGCCGGUACCCGGCUAUGCCGUAUGUAACAUCGGUGACACGCUGGCCAUUUUCAGCGCAGGAAUAUUGCGCUCGAAUGUUCAUCGAGUCAUGCCGCCUCCAGGAGAGCAAUCACAGUUUCCGAGAUAUUCUAUAACCUUCUUUACGCGACCCGACUAUGAAGUCGUCCUCAGGGCGUUGCGGGAUCAGAGCCCUCUCAUAGCCGAGGCUGCGGCGAAGGUGCCUGAAGGUCAGUACGAAACAGGGUCGACUGCAGGUGAAUGGGUUGCACGCAGGAUUCGCAAUCUGAGGUUGAAAAACAGAGAGGGAUGGUUCGGGAGCCAAGGCACUGAGCAUGAAGGUGUUAAAGGUCGUUGAACUACGUGCGACGGACAUCGGUCUGCUUCCUAGCGUCGCUGCUUCGUAUGAUCAAACCAAGACCCCAAUGCAAUUCAGCUUGACGAAAGCGCCACAUGCUAGCGCAGUUAUGGAUACGUGAAUGAACGGGUCGGGGUCGGGGGUGCAGUGAUGUGCACGUAAAAUGUAACGUUUACUCAGGCAGCCUGUCAACGACCACAAUUGGGCCCAGCUCUGUUAGCAUG